Molecule: messenger RNA, 2329 nt
Organism: Spodoptera littoralis (African cotton leafworm)
Lineage: Eukaryota; Metazoa; Arthropoda; Insecta; Lepidoptera; Noctuidae
Source: the annotation of a GenBank genome assembly
AUGAUGGUCGAAUUUCGCAAUGUGAAUUUAUUACCCUUCCCACUUGCAAAACGAAUAGCAUACUUUCACAGCUUCGUAAUAAUGGAAAGAGACUACAAGAGAUUAGAACAUAAUGGUGCGGAGAUGAGCGGCAAGCGCACACGCAGCUAUAGAUGCGCAGUACACCACCGCGACCGUGAGGUCAGUUCCGAGAACGACUUCCAUCUGCUCCUAGAGGAUCCCACGUUAUUCGCCAGAAUGGUGCACCUAGUAGCGAUGGAGAUGCUCCCGGAGGAGCGGGAUCGCAAGUACUACCAGGAACGGUAUACUUGUUGCCCUCCGCCCUUCUUCAUCAUCUGUGUCACGCUGUUAGAGCUGGGCGUAUUUGCGUGGUACGCGUGGGGCUCGGGCGGCGUGGCGGCGGCGGCCGGGCCGGUACCGGUGGACUCGCCGCUCGUAUACCGCUCCGACCGGCGCCGCGAGCUCUGGCGGUUCCUCACGUAUAGCGUCGUGCACGCUGGCUGGCUGCACCUCGCUUUCAAUCUCCUCGUCCAACUCGCGGUGGGGCUGCCCUUAGAGAUGGUGCACGGCGCGGCGCGGUGCGCGGCGGUGUACCUGGCGGGCGUGCUGGGCGGCUCGCUGGCGGCGUCCGUGCUGGACCCCGACGUGUGCCUGGCCGGCGCCUCGGGCGGCGUCUACGCGCUGCUGGCCGCGCACCUCGCCAACGCGCUGCUCAACUUCCACACCAUGCGCUACGGCGCCGUCAGGCUCGUCGCCGCGCUCGCCGUCGCGUCCUGCGACGUGGGCUUCGCCGUCCACGCUAGAUAUACUAAGGAAGCGCCGCCGGUGUCGUACGCGGCGCACGUGGCGGGCGCGCUGGCGGGGCUGACGAUCGGUCUGCUGGUGCUGAAGCACGCGCAGGCGCGGCUGUGGGAGCGCCUGCUGUGGUGGGCGGCGCUGGGCGCGUGGGCGGCGUGCACUCUGUUCGCGGUGCUGUACAACGUGUUCAGCGCGCCCGUGGACGAGCUGCACUACCUGCCGCCGGACCCGCCGCCCGACCCCGGCUUCUGACGCAGCUCUCCUCUGACCGACCGCAGGCUUUGACUCCGACGCCGACCCACAUCUGAUCCAUUUAUACUUCUGUCCUACUUCCGAGGUCGAAGCCUGAGCCUCAGUUCGCGGCCAGUGCGGUCCACUCACAACGCGCCUAGUCAAUUUACCUUAGUGUGAUUUGCUAUAAGUAGUAUUAUAUUCGAGGAGGUCCCGGUGCCUGAAUGUCAGUAUCUAUACGUUUCGUAUUGUGCUUAUCGAGUCAUUUCUAUGUUCUGUUGAGAUUAUUUUGUCCAUUUUCGUAAUUUCGUUUUACAAUGGCCUCCUCGUGAUACUUAAUUGUUAAGUAGUCUUAAUUGUAUUGAAUAGGUGAACUAUUUUUGUACCUACUAUCAGCGUCCGUAGUGUAUAGAAGAAGGCGUUACCGCGACACAACAAUUUAAUGUUCCCGAGAGGGCUGAUCGACUUUACUAAAUGCAGUACCACGUAAUUUAUUCACAAUCACAGUAGUUGUAUGAGCCACGCUACAUUUAGUAAAGCCAUUCAGCGUAGUUAUGCCCAACACACCAAAGAUUAGGAUAAACAGCGUCCAUGCUAGAGUAGUGGAAGGUUCCUUACUCUCUCCUUGUUUCAAAUUUGAUUAAAUAUGAAUACACAGAUUUUAUUAAAUUGCUCACUGUUAAACAAAUACUAUAAGUAUGCCUCAGUAACAGAUUCUAACGUGAAUAAUUAUUGUUAUUUAAGUAUUUGUGUAAAUUGCUCAAUUGCAAUGAUUAUUUUAAUCAGAAAUGAUUAUAUGCUCAAAAGUGAGUUGUUUUUUUAUUUUAUUGGAUCAAUUAUUUGCUGGUAUAUUAUCGUAACAAUAUUGUUUAUUGUGAUUUCGUCCAGUUGCAUUCGUCACUCGCAUUCGUCCUGUUCUCUAAUUACGAUCCAACGAUAAACUAGUUUCUCACUACUCACUAGUAAAUAGUUUUAUUAUUAAUAAUGUGCCUGAUUCCUAUUAUUGUAAAUUUGAUCGUAUACUUUAAUUCUAAUCAAAUAAUGUCAGGAAACGACUGAGUUUUGUAUUAAUUAUUGCAGAAUAUUUUCUCGUUUAAUUUAUUUUAAAAUUAUUUUAAGUGUGAAUCGGAAUAAUUAUGAUUAUGUGAUUAUAUAAAUGAAAAUAAGAGUGAAUAUAAUUGAGAAUUAUUACAAACUUUGUUUUCUUUGACACCUACGGCUAAAUUAUUGAAUAAAAAAGAAAAACUUCAUUUCAACUUCCAUCAUGUAACAUUUUAUAAACUCAACAAAUUGUUAUAUA